ACAACAAUGGCAGCCUCCAUGGAACAGAUUAAUCGUCUGCUAAGUUCUGGAAAAUACAAGCCUCUUCUAGCUGUAAUCAAAGGUUUCCGGAAUGGCGCAAUUUAUGGUGCUAAAGUCAGAUUUCCUCAUGCUCUUGUUAUGACAUUUCUAUUUAAAAAUACAAGUCUGAUAGAGAGCAUGAAAGUAAUCCUGGAAGCAACUUUCAUCCACUCAAGAAAUCUAGCAUAUUUUGUGUUUGCAUACAAAGGUCUCACAACACUGUUCCGAUUCUUGGAAGACCAGAAAUCCCAGUAUCACUCUUUUAUAGCAGCUUUCUGUGCAGGAUUUGUCGUUUUUGGCAAGUACAACAAAGUCAACGAACAGAUCAACCUGUACUUACUAUCAAGAAUACUGUAUGGACUUGCCAAGCUCGCGGUGAAGCGUGGCUAUAUUCCCAAACCAAAGAGCGACCCAUUCCCUCUGUUUGCGGCUGUAGUGUGGGGAAUUGUGCUGUGGCUGUUUGAAUACGAGCGGGACACACUGCAGCCAUCGCUCAAGUCCUCCAUGACCUACCUGUACGAUGACAGCAACAUCUGGCACAGUCUGAGAGAUUUCUUAUUUUACAACAAAAGAUAAUCAACUUCACUCUUAGGAAAUUUCAAUCAAAUGUUGUACAUGUAAUUUCUCUUUUAUAACUUUUAUAAUUGUCAUCCUUGUCCAUAAAUAAAAAAUUUUUUUAUGAAUUAUUAUUUUUUAAUUGAUGAUUGUAUGAGUAUAUGUAUUUAUCACACAUGAAAAUAUAUCAUAGGUUGUUAUCUUAAUGAUGAGGGACUGAACCAAAUGGCUCAAGAUACCAGUGGUUCAGGAUAAGCAUGAUAGUUGUAAGUAAAAAUUAUGUCAUGUGAUCAUUUCUCAACCUCAAGAUCCCCAGGGCUGGUGAGAUAACAGGGGUCAGGAUAAUGUUGUUUAUAUGUUGUUGUUGUUUUUUUAUAAUCAAUGUAUCACAAUUAUUUAAUGUACUUUGAAAAGAAAAUUGUUUUAUAACAUCUUUUGUUAUGGAGCUGUAUGAGGCUGUUUACAGUUAACUGUGUUGUCUUUAACCAUAAGUCCGACACCUGCAAAAGGUCCCUAAAAUAUGUUAUAUAACUUUUAUGACAUUGACAUUGUGAUAAUUAUAGAGAUGAGAUGAAAAGAAAUGCCUUAAUACAAUAUGUACUAGAUACCUAAAAUGAAACCCACCCUAGUCGAUGUCAUUGUGAUACUGUAGUUUUCAUCACCAUGUGUUAUUAGUUUAUUAAAACUGUGAUUUCUCUGACAUCUUAAAACAUGUCAGAAUCAUUUUAAAGACAUUUAAUGACAGAAAACAUUUUGCUGUUCCUACUACAGUAACAGUGCUGUUAUAACACUGAUUUAUUUUUACCCCAAACGCUUUCUGAACCGUUUGAAAUCACACUGUUUCAGCUAAAACAAAUCGGCUGAAACAAUUUAGGUAUUGAAUGUAAAUGACUUAUUGCAUUUUAACUUUAAAAAUCCUUACACCUCACUUUCUUCUGUUGGUGCAUCCAUCUUGGAACAAAACAAGAGCUUGUGCUGAUGUAACGCUUAAAACGUAUUGAAUGUGAACACAUUAAAAUGCUUUCAAAAUAACAUAAAAUGGCUAUUGUGACCAGUCGGACUAAAUAAAACAUGCAGAGAAAUGUUUUGAAAGUGGAUUCAGUGGGAACAGAACUUAAGACAGGUAUAUAUUGUUUCAAGCUGACAUGUAUACCUACACAUUAUUGCCUUGGUUUGGACAGGUUAUGUGUUUUCAAGGACCGGAGGAUGGGUUUAAUUAUAGGCUGGAUGGAGAUUGUGAUAACUGAGGAAGGUUGAACUUGAAACGGUGCAGGAUGGGUUUAACUGAAGAGCCAGUGGAAAUUUGAUACUUGUUGAUACAGGUACUUACAUUUCGACAGACCUAUGCAACAAAUCAUGUCUUUUGAGAAACUGGCAUCUAUUUGCUGAGUAUAAUUACAAAAUGUGAUGUAAUAUAAAUCAUGUACAUCAUCAGAAUACAUAUAAGAUUGCUGUAAAAUUUGAAUACUGAUUUUGUUUUGUUCACUCUUUUUUUCCAGGGAUAUAUUUUUAUUUUUGUGCAUGUUCAUGUUGGUGAUAUUUUUAAUCAUUAUAUGUUUAUUUGUAAUUUGUAAAUGAUUCAGUAACUACUUGAAUUGUAGUGGCUUGCCGGAUCAAUAUAAAUACAAUGUAUAUAAAUAUGAAGAAAAAUAUUUUUGUAAAAACCAAAUUGCAUAAUCUAUAUUAUAAUACAAUUUUACUCAUAAUAAAUUUUCAAAACAC
Messenger RNA from Gigantopelta aegis, 2316 nucleotides. Its product is annotated as peroxisomal membrane protein 4-like. The transcript has 4 exons. Lineage: Eukaryota; Metazoa; Mollusca; Gastropoda; Neomphalida; Peltospiridae. Gene Ontology annotation, cellular component: peroxisomal membrane. The record is from RefSeq and is a predicted model, not a curated record. Bases 7 to 615 code for a protein of 202 amino acids.